Aedes albopictus (Asian tiger mosquito) is the source of this 1969-nucleotide messenger RNA. RefSeq names its product FGGY carbohydrate kinase domain-containing protein. Gene Ontology annotation, cellular component: cytoplasm. Gene Ontology annotation, biological process: carbohydrate phosphorylation; pentose metabolic process. The transcript is spliced from 5 exons. Gene Ontology annotation, molecular function: D-ribulokinase activity. NCBI's taxonomy places the organism in Eukaryota, Metazoa, Arthropoda, Insecta, Diptera, Culicidae. The record is from RefSeq and is a predicted model, not a curated record. Bases 194 to 1849 code for a protein of 551 amino acids.
UUUGAUUUAACUAUCUCGCGCUUUUUAAUGCAUUGUCACCCUGUAGUAAUAAACAUUAUCUACAUUUUUUUCGCAAAAUAAUAAACACCACACAAUCUCACUCUGCAUAUAUGUUCCAAUCAGUAUAGAGGCUUCAGUUUGCGUCUAGACACUGCUCUCCGCAGAUCGAUCGAUUUAGGCUGUGGCAUUGUAGAUGAUGAUGACGAUGGCUCCUUCUAAUCUCAUCGGAGUCGACGUAGGUACCGGAAGUGUCCGAGCGGCCUUGGUAAGCAGCAACGGUAAGGUGCUCAAAUCGUACGUGAUACCGACCAAAACCUGGAACCCGGCCCCGGACCAUUACGAGCAAUCGUCCGACAAUAUCUGGAGCGCCGUUUGCGAGUGCGUUCGAAAUGUAGUAUCUCAAUGCCCGCGAGAGCACAUCAAAGGAAUAGGAUUCGAUGCCACGUGUUCGUUGGUUGUGCUGGACAAGGCAGCGAAUCCCUUGACGGUUAGCACUUCGUGCAGCAACGAACAGAACAUCAUACUGUGGAUGGAUCAUCGGGCCCAAGCGGAAGCCGAUUUCAUCAACUCGACCAAGCAUGAGCUGUUGAACUACGUCGGAGGGACCGUUUCACUAGAAAUGGAAUGUCCUAAACUUUUGUGGCUCAAGAAGCAUAUGCUGGAGCAGACCUGGGCAAAGGCUGGUGCAUUUUUCGACCUCCCGGAUUUUUUGACCUAUAAGGCAACUGGUAACGCAUCCAGGUCGAUCUGUUCAGCUGUUUGCAAGUGGAACUACGACGCCAUCAAGGCAUCGUGGUCGGCUGAUUUCCUGAACAAAAUAGGCUUGCCAGAUUUGGUAGAGAAGAAUUUCCAUCUCAUAGGCGAAAAACUUAGUAGCCCGGGAAAUCCUAUUUCUGGUGGACUAUCCAAGGAGGCCGCAGAAGCUAUGGGUUUGCUUCCAGGAACCGCAAUAGCCACAUCAAUGAUUGAUGCACAUGCAGGUGCCCUAGCCUUACUGGGGGCACGCAACCCAGAAAACCCCGUAUCCGAGCCUCUAACAUCCAAAAUGGCCAUCAUCUGCGGCACUUCGUCCUGUCACAUGAGCAUAACGGAGGCACCCAUCAUGGCACCGGGCAUUUGGGGUCCGUACAAAAAUGCCAUCAUUCCCAAUCUGUACCUGAACGAAGCCGGCCAGAGCGCCACCGGGGUGCUCAUGGAUUUCGUUCUGCAGACCCAUCCUUGCUAUGGACAACUGUUGCAGGAACAUGAUUCCAACGGGAAGAUCUACGCAUACCUUAAUGAGGUCCUUUUGGGAUUGAAAGAGAAACGGGGACUACCAUCGGUUCAUAUGCUAACGGCGAAGUUGCACAUUUGGCCUGAUUUUCAUGGGAACCGAUCUCCCCUGGCAGAUCCUACUUUGAAGGGCAUGAUAUCUGGCCUUACAAUGACGAAGGAUACUGAAAACUUAGCAUCGAUAUACCUUGCAUUGAUGCAAGCAUUGGCGUACGGUACCCGCCACAUUCUGGACGUCCUGGCAAGAUCCGGCCGUGAUCCCAUACGUUCCAUUCUGCUCUGCGGCGGCUUGAGCAAAAACGGUUUGUUUGUUCAAACGCAUGCCGACAUCUGUUCCAUCCCGGUACUGCUACCGCACGAAACCGAAGCCGUCCUGCUGGGAUCGGCCAUGAUGGGAGCCUGUGCUGCUGGAAUCUACGCAGACUUGAAAACUGCAGCCACCGAAAUGGGAGGCACGGCCGAAGUUGUCAAACCGGAUAUGAGCGAUGGCAACCGAGACUAUCACGAGCGGAAGUAUCGCGUGUUUUUGAAAAUGGUCGACGACCAACGAUCCUACGAGAAGCUGAUGACCAGCUAGACUCUCCUAUACAGGGAUUUUUCACACAUACCAGGGUACCAAUUUGUAGCAUUUUUUUAGAAGCGAAGCCUUUUUUAUACAUUAUACAUUUAGGAAUAAAAUUUUGCGCAUCAUAACUUA